Messenger RNA from Leptomonas pyrrhocoris, 2105 nucleotides. RefSeq lists its product as hypothetical. The coding region runs from base 450 to 2105 and encodes 551 amino acids. The record is from RefSeq and is a predicted model, not a curated record. NCBI's taxonomy places the organism in Eukaryota, Euglenozoa, Kinetoplastea, Trypanosomatida, Trypanosomatidae. The transcript has a single exon.
GAAGCCACAAUUGCAUGCUGUUUCAACUGUCUUACCUGCGAUAGAGUGCCAUUUAUUUUUUCCGUCCUCCGAAAGAAGAAAACUCCCCAAAAAGGCAAAACGAGGAGAAUUGAUAGUGGAGUUUCUGUGGAAAUCAGCUAAGAGCGGAGGAAGCGAGUCCACCCUUCACACACGCACACAGUUGUAACAACAACAAAGACCCUACAGAUCGCUGUUUCCAUCUUCACGGAUUCCGUCUAUUGUUAGUAUUGAUAUUCUUUUCAUAUCAUUCGGCAUUUUUUUUUGUUUGCUUGUGGUUGUUGUCGGCGAUUUUCUUUUUCUUUUACUCUGCCAGACUUGCUUGUUGUUGGGCAUCUCCAGCGAAACACACACAGAUAUCUCGGCUCGUCGAACACGCUGCAGCACCUCACUGCGCAAUCGUUCACCGUUCCUUGUGAGACAAGGCAAGAAUGUCGAACACGCAGUUUCAGCGGACGUGGCUGAGUCCGCGCACUACUGAUCACUACAACUACCAACGCAAUCCCGCGUUCAUGAUGGAAGAGCGCGUGCCGAACAUGAGUACCGCAGAGGUGCCAACGGCAGCUGACAUCGCCAACAACAGGGGGGUGCCGCCCAUUGCCAUCCCGUACAUGACGCUUCAGAAUCUUGAUCGCCCCGACGGUGCCGGCAAGCGCAUCAUCGUGCCGAUGGUGACCGGCUUCGAGUCCACGUUCCUCGCCAACUCCCUGCAGGGCCUCCUGUGCCUGCCGGGUUGUGAGUCGGUGUUUAUGGGCGAGCCCGUCCGUACCGACACCGCCGCCGCCGCCGACUUGCAGAAGGACGGCGACGGCAGCGGCACUCCGAAGAACGAGGAGGGGCCGGGCGACAGCUCGGUGCGCAGCGCCGCCUCCGCUUCCCCGCCGCCGCCACCCCUGCCCACUUCCGGCGGUGCGCCGCUGGAUGCAGGAGCCGCUGCAGCACCGCGCUCCCCCGGCUCCGGCGCCUCCUCCCCCCGCUCUCCCUCAUCAGGUGGGUCGGACCUCAACUCCCUCGGCCCCUCCGGUGAGUUGGACGUCAUGACCACGGAGGAGGCGGCCGACGGUGCGGCGGCGGUGGGACGUGGGGGGGAAGGCUGCGCGUACGGCGGACACGGCGGCGACAAGGGAGCCGGUGAGGGCGACCGCAGAAGUGCGCGGGUGCUGCGAGGUGGCAUUCGCUGUCACGGCAGCGUGCGUGUGAAGACGGCCGUCUCCCACACCUACGCCGAUUUCGUGCUGCAGCACCUCGACGAUGGUGAGAUACGGUUGAAGACGCCGGCGCCGCGCACCACCUCGGCCCAGACGGUGACCGACCAGCACCUCGACGAGAUCGGGGAGCUAGAGACCCUGCGUGGGCAGACCCCAAACGUGCCGCGUUGUCUGGCCCCAGUGGCGCUGCCCGAGGAACGUCGUCCAGGACACACGUGGCGAAGCGGGGCGGCAGCGACGGCGCUGGAGCCUGACGGGCUGUCCUCCUCCUCUCCGAACUCCCCUCAUCACUUCGCCACCGCUGCAGGGGCCUCGUCCGCGCACAACAACAACACAAAUAACAAUAGCAGCAACUCGUCGGUUGUGGCCCCGUCAAACGACGCAGAUAAAAUGCUGCUGACAACGUCAGAGCACAGCUGCUCCGACAACUCCCCAACGCCGAGCAGCGCAGACGGAGAUGAAGACGCGGAGGGCGUGGAAGGCCCCAGCAGCAGCGAGGAGCGUGACGCGGGGAUGGGCGGUGGGGCGCAUCAUCACGACGGCACAAGCGCCUCCUCGCACGCCCUCGCCGGGGAGACGCGGGUGGGACUCCACCACGGCGCACAGGACGGACGGCGCUUUACCUGUUUCGCGAGCAACAGCAUUGCGAACAUGCCAGAGUACCGCUUCCCCCGGCUGAUAAGCGAUGACUUGGUGGAGCUGACGGCGUUCAUGGUGGCGCGCAGCUCGGUGCAGCCGGAUGAAGCGGUCGAUCUCGACCUCGCCACGCACCUUCUGGGCGACCCGUACACGGUGGCGCGGCUUCCAGUGGAGAUGCGCACGGCACUAGUGAAGCGGGCUGCUCGACUGAUGGAGGCCGCUGUGUUUCUUCAGAUAUAA